Molecule: messenger RNA, 1817 nt
Organism: Drosophila willistoni
Lineage: Eukaryota; Metazoa; Arthropoda; Insecta; Diptera; Drosophilidae
Product: contactin-2
Exons: 7
Coding region: 234-1529 (431 amino acids)
Molecular function (GO): protein binding
Source: RefSeq, a predicted model, not a curated record
UAUAAAAUACCGUCAAAUAUUCACUCAACCUUGUUGAAGUUACGUCAAAGAAAGUCAACAGCAGCAACAACAACAACAACAACAAAAAGGAAAACAGCAAAAGUCAGGACGAGAAUCGACCGGCUUCACGGACUUCAUAGAGAAGGAGAGGCUUGAAAAGGAGGAGAACAAAAGGCAAAAGCAAAGGCGGAACAUCGAAAUACUUAUGUAAAGUGUAAUAUGUGGAAGAAAGCAUGUCGUCUACUCCUUGCUCGGUGCUAACCCUGUCAUCGUUUAAUCUAUUAUUUUUCACCCAAGUGCUAACGGUGCUCAGCUCCGCGAUCAAGUACAACGAAUACGCAACGGAUAAAGGCGGCAAUGUCAGCAUACCAUGCAUUGCCGAUGGUAACAUUAUGUGGAUCAAAGAGCAUGGCAGCAAUAACACAAUUAUUCAGACAGGUCGCAUUCUGGUAUUGCAUAAUGUGAGUACCACGGAUAGUGGCAUUUAUGUCUGUUUUGCUGCCUUGCCACGGAGAAUUACAUCCACAACAACAAUAAUAACAACAACAACCACAGCCAUCCCAGCGACAUCAACAACUACCUCAUCGCAAGAUCUAUCCAAAAUUGAGAGUGAAACCAAAAUGUCCGAGCAUCGAGAAAAUCAAUCCAUAGAUAAAUUUGCAUCCAAAUCAGAGACGAACGAGAACAAGGAACAGGAGCAGGAGGAAAUGGAAUAUCAAGCCUGUCAGCGUACAUUGCUUAAAGUUCGCACACCACCGGGUCCGGUGUCACAAUUGUACUUCAAGGCAUCCACAAUAUUGGGCUUUCUCAUUUGGCGUUUCAAUAAAACCCAAUCCGGUGGCUAUCCGGUGCGUAGCUUUACAGCCGAAUAUCGUAAUGUCUCAUAUGACCAGAUGCCGGCAAAUGAAAGCUAUGAGCAUGCCUGGAGUCGUAUGGAUCCAAUUAAUAUAGCUCCCAAUGUGCGUCAAAUGGAGGUUUAUCGAUUGGCACCAAAUACCACAUACGAGUUUCGAAUAUGGGCCAACAAUGAGCUGGGCAGCGGUGAGGUGGUAACCACCAAUGUGACCACAUUGCCAGAGACCAAGGAAGAGGAUCUCAUACGCCUUAUCAAACCCGAUUUAGAUAAUUUCGAUCCACGCAUUUGGAUUGUGGCCGUCAGUAUAGUGCUUGGAACACUUGUGAUAUUAGCCAUUGGACUCUGUAUUGUGCUCUCCAAGGAGUGCUAUCAAUCAACGCAAAUGGAACUGCAAGAUGAUUGGGACAGCAUUGAGCUUAUACCGAAUAUAAUACUUAAUCCUGGUUUCAGUGAAUCCGAUGGAACCGAAGGUGUAUCAGCACCACCUUUGUUUAUCCAACAUCACCAUCGUCAGGCUAAUCAUGUCCGUAUUGUGGCUGACAACAACGACAACGACAACGACGACGACGAUGAUGACGAUGAUGACUAUGAAGAACGACAUGAGCCCACUAUGGAGAAAUUCAAACGUAAAGUUUCGGUUUUUUUUACAGGUCCCACCAUUAAACGCAUUUGAAAGUACAAAGUCGAAUGGAAUAUUCAUAAAUAUAUACAUAUAUGUAAUAUAUAUAUACCAUAUAUAUUAGAGUCGGGCUAACAAAGAUCGUCUAAGCAUACAGUGGGUCACAUUUAUUAUUCGGUUAAAACCCAUAAAUAUGGUCAGAGAAGGACACUUUUCCAACAUUAUAGAGUGUACAUUAGGCGAUUUCAGUUCUCAAAGUCUUCUAUACACUGGAGACAUUGUAUAUCAAGAUAUAUAAUACACUCAUAUUCGGCCAGAUCUGACCAUAAUAUCAAAUGGCUU